GAUGAAGUUGUGCUUAAAAGUCGCGAGAAUGCAGUUUGUCUCGCUGCAUAAGGUAAAGCAGUUUGUGGUAUCGUACCCUCUGAAAGUUGAUUCUCCUCCAUCUUUGACCUCUCUCACGUGCCCAAGACAGUCAUUUUCCUAGCUAGCAUUUGCCAUGGCUUUAUCGCAGGCAGCGCUUGCAGCUGAGAAGACCGUCGGUCAUGGAGAGAACUCCAUUACGGCGCAAGAUAUCAGCAAUCCCGCGAAAGACCCCUCAAAGCUCGGUGAUUCAAGUGAUACAAUGCUUGCACUAGCUUGGAUGGGGAAGAACAAGGUCGAAGUUGUGAAGGCACCAAAACCGAAAAUUAUCGAAGACCGGGAUGUCAUUCUCAAAGUGACAGGUAGCACCGUGUGCGGCUCCGAUCUUCACCUUCUUCACGGCACCGUAGUCGAGCUCGAGAAAGGGGAUAUUCUCGGUCACGAGUUCUGCGGUAUUGUCGAUGAGGUUGGCAACAGUGUGCGCAACGUGAAGAAAGGUGACCGAGUCGUGGCCUCGUUCCAGAUCGCAUGCGGGGAGUGCUAUUUCUGUAAGCAGAAGCUCUCCAGUCAGUGCGAGAAGACGAACUCGAACACUAUCGAAAAUGCAAUGUAUGGAGGCAGGACCGCAGGCAUGUUUGGUUACUCGCACUUUACGGGCGGUUUUGCUGGUGGUCAGGCUGAGUACGUUCGCGUGCCAUGCGGUGACGUUAACCUUUUAAAACUCCCUGACUCUGUACCGGAUGAAAAGGGCCUUUACUUAUCAGAUGUCUUAGCGACUUCUUGGAACUGCUGUGUCGAUACCGGGGUCAAGAAGGGGGAUGUUGUUGCCAUAUGGGGAGCUGGUCCAAUUGGCCAGAUGUGCGUGGACUUCUCCUUUUUGCUAGGAGCGAAACGAGUCAUUGUCAUUGAUUCUAAUUGGCGGCUUGACUUCAUUAAAGAGAGAUAUCCUAAAGCAGAGACUCUCGACUUUACGAAGCUCAAGCGUGGUGAGUCUGUGGCAAGUAAGCUCAAAGAGCUUGUGGAUAAUAGAGGACCUGAUGUCGCCUUGGAGUGUGCUGCUGGUGAAUAUGCGAAAGGUUGGGCCCACUACUUCGAGAUGCUUCUAGGCAUGGAAACGGAUACAAGUGAAAUCAUCAACGAGAUGAUCACAAGUGUUCGCAACUUUGGUCGAUGUGGCAUCACAGGUGUUUACGUUGGCUAUACCAACCAUUUCAACAUAGGUUCUUUAAUGGAACGUGGUAUCAGACUGAUUGGAAAUGGUCAGGCGCCAGUGCACCUGUAUUGGGAGAAGCUCCUCGGAAUGAUCGAGAGGGGGGAGAUCGAUCCUCUCAAAAUGGUGACGCACCGUGUCCGCAUCGAGGAUCUCGACAAGGUCUACUAUAAAUUCGAGAACAAGGACGACGGUAUGCAAAAAAUAUUCGUUCAAACAAGGUUUUCAGCACCAUCUUGUGGAGGCUCCCCAUCUUUGACCGUGUAUUCCUAGGUCAGUUGUAUCACACAUACAAUUAGAGCUGUUCGAAUGACAGAAACCACGAAAGAGGGACAAUGUUCAUUCAAGUGGAUUCAUAUUUCAGAUACAAAUGUGCAUCGAUGAUAAGCGUGGAUACCACAAUCAAUUCAUUGAAACGCCAAGCCUUGGAGUCUCCAAGAUUGAGGGUGAAGGAUUCGUUUGAGUUAUGCUGACUUGGAGCCAGUCAGGAUGAAUCACGCGUAAGCAGUGUUGGCUCUGCUC
Molecule: messenger RNA, 1750 nt
Organism: Verruconis gallopava
Lineage: Eukaryota; Fungi; Ascomycota; Dothideomycetes; Venturiales; Sympoventuriaceae
Exons: 2
Coding region: 155-1501 (448 amino acids)
Molecular function (GO): oxidoreductase activity; zinc ion binding
Source: RefSeq, a predicted model, not a curated record